This is a messenger RNA of Lucilia cuprina (Australian sheep blowfly), 1229 nucleotides long. It is a transcript of the gene Crk, whose product is annotated as adapter molecule Crk. The transcript has 7 exons. Lineage: Eukaryota; Metazoa; Arthropoda; Insecta; Diptera; Calliphoridae. Bases 258 to 1199 code for a protein of 313 amino acids. The record is from RefSeq and is a predicted model, not a curated record. Gene Ontology annotation, molecular function: protein binding.
AACAAAAAAUAAAAUUACAUAUUGUUUUUCCAAAUUACUCAAUUAAUAGAAAUUUUGUGUGUGAUUACUAUUUAUUGUUUUUGUUAAUAUGUUGUAAAUGUUUGCAUAAAUUAAUACAUAUGUUGAAUGAUUAAAAAACUGUGUAAAUUUUUCUGUAGUACGUGAGCGUGUUGUGUAAAUGCAAAUGUUAAAGAAAGACAUCGUCUACAUUUUUUCAACUCAUGGCCUUAAGGAAAAAUAUUGCUUAACAAAUUAAAAUGGACACAUUCGAUGUCACCGAUAAAAACAGCUGGUAUUUUGGACCUAUGUCGCGUCAAGAUGCUACUGAAGUGUUAAUGAAUGAACGUGAGCGAGGAGUAUUCUUAGUACGCGAUAGUAAUUCAAUAGUAGGCGAUUAUGUUUUAUGCGUAAGAGAGGACACCAAAGUUAGUAAUUAUAUUAUAAAUAAAAUACAGCAAAAUGACCAAAUAGUUUAUCGCAUUGGAGAUCAAUCAUUUGAAAACUUACCAAAACUUUUAACAUUCUACACAUUACACUAUUUGGAUACAACACCAUUGCGCAAGCCAGCACCAAAAAAAAUAGAACGAGUUGUGGGGAAGUUCGAUUUCGAUGGCAGUGAUCAGGAUGACUUACCAUUCCGACGGGGCGAAAUAUUAACCAUUGUCAGAAAGGAUGAAGACCAAUGGUGGACGGCAAAGAAUUCAAUAGGGCAAAUUGGACAAAUUCCCGUACCUUAUGUGCAAAAGUAUGACGAGAAUGUAGAUGAAACUUUGCUGGAACGGGCGUCUUCAGGGAGUAGCAGUAAUUGUGGUAGUAGCAAUAGUAUCAUUAGACAACCAAGAGUUUCAUCUGGCGGCGAUAUUGCACCAACAGCUUCAACAAUAAACCAACUAAGCAAUACUUUAAAGAAAUCUGAUUUGAACAGAAAAUUGCCAGCAUUUGCUCGGGUUAAGCAGGCUAGAGUUCCCAAUGCUUAUGACAAAACCGCUUUAAAACUAGAAGUGGGAGAUAUAAUAAAAGUCACCAAAACGAAUAUAAACGGUCAAUGGGAAGGUGAGCAUAAAGGCAAAAAGGGUCACUUUCCUUUUACCCAUGUGGAAUUUAUAGACGAAAGUGAUUUCAGCAGUAAGGAUUCCACGACACCACAACAACAAUUAGUUGAAGGACAUACGAUAAAUAACACCGAUUGGGGCGAAUAAAAUGUCUUUCGACUUAAUUUUUAACAUUAA